Molecule: messenger RNA, 234 nt
Organism: Brenthis ino (lesser marbled fritillary)
Lineage: Eukaryota; Metazoa; Arthropoda; Insecta; Lepidoptera; Nymphalidae
Source: the annotation of a GenBank genome assembly
AUGUCGGCGGACGUGUUAAGUGACGAUUUUAAAUCGCGUCUGCACUUGACAACUAAAACGGUAGGGCAAGAGAGAAUACGGAGGGCUCGGGAGAACAAUGAGGACGUCGCCAUAUUGUCCAUGUUCCUCCCAAACGCGACAGCUGAGCGGGAGAACAAGAAGUUCUGUUGUGCGAUGAAAGACCAUUGCCUGCUCGGCGAUCCUAGGAAAACAAUCGCAGGUCAUUUUUCACAU